This is a messenger RNA of Selaginella moellendorffii, 1828 nucleotides long. RefSeq names its product O-fucosyltransferase 19. The transcript has 7 exons. Gene Ontology annotation, cellular component: cytoplasm. The record is from RefSeq and is a predicted model, not a curated record. Lineage: Eukaryota; Viridiplantae; Streptophyta; Lycopodiopsida; Selaginellales; Selaginellaceae. The coding region runs from base 1 to 1737 and encodes 578 amino acids.
AUGCGCUUCCACUGGCGAUGCGGCGCCAAUCCCGAUCCUCCCGACGUGCUCCCAGCUCAUCAAGAUCCUGCGCCGCAGGUGAUUUCGGCUCCGAUCAACAGGCGCUCCCGGAAAUUCGAGAAGGAAGGUCCGUUCGCUGUCGUCCAUGGCGCGCUGCCGGCGCACGCGAAGAAAUUCCAGCAAUUCAGGCACACGUUGCAAGAUUUCGUGGAGUUCGUCCUCUUCCGGGCAAUGCUGCACACGAAGAAGGGAGCGCGGAACUGGGGAGUCUUUCUAUCUGCAUUGGCGACAAUCUUUCUCGUCACGCUCAAACUAGUCUCGAUCGGGCGGCCUCUUCCAACGCAGGCUGGAUUCCGGGUGAGAAUUUCUCGCCUCCUCCUUGGAACUUCUCUGAUUCUUAGCGCUCAAAUUUCACAGGAUCGUCCUUCCAGCGCGAUGCUACGAGCGGUAUCGGAGUCGGAGUUCGCGAUCGUCGAUCCCACACAGAAAAAACUCCUUUCUUCCUGGGCAGGCCGGCAAGAGGUUCGACCAGGAGCAGUGACGAAUGGUUACCUUUUAGUGACUGCCAAUGGCGGACUCAAUCAAAUGCGAACGGGGAUUUGCGACAUGGUUGCUGUCGCUCGGCUUAUGAAUGCGACCCUCGUCGUUCCUGUCCUUGACAAGACAUCCUUUUGGAAUGAUCCCAGCGAUUUCAAGGACAUAUUUGAUGUAAACUAUUUCAUCCACGCGUUAGAGAAAGACGUGUCUAUUGUUGAAGCGCUGCCUCCCUCUCUCCGGGAUGUCGUUCCUUUCCGCAAGGCUCCUGUAUCGUGGUCCAAUGAAUCAUACUAUAGAAACAACAUGACGGCAUUGCUCAAAGAGCACAAGGUUUUGCACCUGACGCAUGCAGACUCGAGGCUUGCCAACAACGACCUUCCAGACGAGAUCCAGAGGCUGAGAUGCCGUGCGAAUUACCAUGCACUGAAGUUCACAGAACCUUUGCAAAGAGUGGCAGACGCGCUGAUCAAGAGAAUGCAAAGUACAGGCCCGUUCAUUGCGCUGCAUCUCAGAUACGAAAAAGAUAUGCUGUCUUUUACUGGAUGUACACACGGUUUGUCCACCGAGGAAGCACGAGAACUGAAGCGCAUGAGAUACGACGUGCGGCAUUGGAAAGAGAAGGAAAUUGACGGCGAGGAGAAACGCAGGCAAGGUGGUUGUCCUCUAACCCCUUACGAGACUGGGCUUUUUCUCAAAGCUCUUGGCUAUCCCGAGCCCACGGCCAUCUACAUUGUCGCCGGGGAAACUUAUGGGAACGGCAGCAUGGCGUCGCUGAAGAAGAUCUUUCCAGGCGUGUACUCGCAUUCGACGUUGGCAACCUAUGAGGAGCUCUCAACGCUCGCCAGGUACCAAAACAGGCUCUCGGCUGUGGAUUACGCAGUGGCUCUUGAGAGCGAUGUCUUCGUGUUCACGCACGAUGGAAACAUGGCCAAAGCGCUCCAGGGACACAGACGCUACGAUGGCUUUCGGAAGACAAUCAGCCCGGACAGGCGAAAGCUGAUUCGGCUCAUUGAUAGCUAUGGAGCUGGGAAUAUGUCUUGGGAUGAAUUUGCGUCUCAAGUGAAAAUGCUACACGAAGUGAGGACUGGAGGUCCAGCGCUAAGAGUUCCCGGUCCCGUCCCAAAGCACGAAGACUAUUUCUUUGCCAACCCGUUUCCUGGUUGCAUAUGUGGAAGAAACAGCAGCGCCAGGGAAGUGUAGAGCGCUCUUUAACUUAUGUACAAAGCCCGGGAAAGUUUUUUCAUGGCAUGGUUAUGGGUCAAUGUAGAUUCAACAUGGCUGAAAUUUUCCA